Xiphophorus maculatus (southern platyfish) is the source of this 2081-nucleotide messenger RNA. It is a transcript of the gene myd88, whose product is annotated as myeloid differentiation primary response 88. Bases 158 to 1024 code for a protein of 288 amino acids. Gene Ontology annotation, biological process: positive regulation of canonical NF-kappaB signal transduction; Toll signaling pathway; defense response to Gram-positive bacterium. Gene Ontology annotation, molecular function: Toll-like receptor binding; TIR domain binding. NCBI's taxonomy places the organism in Eukaryota, Metazoa, Chordata, Actinopteri, Cyprinodontiformes, Poeciliidae. Gene Ontology annotation, cellular component: plasma membrane. The record is from RefSeq and is a predicted model, not a curated record. The transcript has 5 exons.
GAACACUUCCUUGUUCCACUAAAAGCCAGGUGGGCUGUGCCUAACUACACAGUCAGCCUUCAAAAAUCACACCAGUCGCCACCAGAGGUUGUUUUCCACUCAUUUUAAACAGAAUCCAGGACGUGGGGGGGAAAAAAACAAAAAAACUAUUUUCAACAUGGACGGUACCGAUUCCAAAGUCAAUCUUGGUUCGAUCCCUCUGGUUGCGCUUAAUGUGACCGUAAGGAAAAAGUUGGGACUUUAUCUGAACCCCAAACACACGGUGGCUGCCGACUGGACGGCUGUAGCGGAGACCAUGGGCUUCUCUUACCUGGAGAUAAAGAACUACGAGGCUUCCAGGAACCCCACCAAGACCAUCCUAGACGACUGGGCGGCUCGGAACUCUGAGACUUCGGUCGGAAAGUUGGUCUCUAUUCUGGAGGAGGUGGAGAGGAAAGACAUCGUGGAAGAUCUCCGACCUUUGAUAGACGAGGACGUCAGGAAAUACCUUGAGACCCAAAAGAAGAAAGCAGAGCCGCCAGUCCAGGUUCCUGAGGUCGACAGCUGUGUCCCUCGCACACCAGAGAGGUCUGGAAUCACUGUGGACGACAUCCCAGGAGGUAUCCCAGAGAUGUUUGAUGCCUUCAUCUGCUACUGCCAGAGCGACUUUGAGUUUGUCCUUGAGAUGAUCCGGGAGUUGGAGCAGACAGAGUACAACUUGAAACUCUGCGUGUUCGACAGGAAUGUGCUCCCAGGCUCGUGUGUGUGGACCAUCACCAGUGAGCUGAUUGAGAGAAGGUGUAAGAGGAUGGUGGUGGUGAUUUCUGAUGAAUAUCUGGACAGCGAUGCCUGUGAUUUUCAGACCAAGUUCGCUCUUAGCCUCUGCCCUGGGGCUCGAAGUAAACGUCUCAUUCCAGUGGUCUACAAGUCGAUGACAAAACCGUUUCCCAGCAUCCUGCGUUUCUUGACAGUAUGUGACUACACUCGGCCCUGCACCCAGGCUUGGUUCUGGGUUCGGCUCGCCAAAGCACUCUCAUUGCCCUAACCACAGAGCAAGGAGUGGAUUUAUAUCUGUGGGUGCCUUUUCUUACUGCAUUGUAAGUUUUAUGUUGGACAAUGAUCAGAUGUUGCAGACUCAAAUGCAUUGUUUCCACAUAUAUCGGCAUGUCUGCUAAAGACGUGUGAAAAACCUUAAAAUAUGACCACAAGCUGAAAAUUUUAGAAACAUCAGACCUUCAUCUUUUAUAUGUUGGAUUGGUGAGGAAAAAGGCUGGAGGAAAUGGAUAAUUUUUUUUUACCAUUCCUCUGUCCUAUUUCCAAGACAGUGUCAUCUUUCAGUAUUUGCCUCUGUUUCAGUAUUAAUUUGUUUUGAAUACAUUAUCUGCUUGAAUGGCAAAACAAACAUUCAAAAUCCCAUGUGUGCUAUAAUAAGAUACAGUAUAUCUCUAUAAAUAAGGGUAAAUAUUUUAUUUUUCAGUGUGAGAUUGUGCUACUGCAAAAAGUAAAAUAAAAUGAAAAAUAAAUCAAAUAAAUAUUUUAAGGCUUUUUACACACAUUUACCAGGGAUGCCAAUAGAUAUUGUCGCCACUUUCUCCCUCUCUUUGUGUGUAUUGUUCUGGCACUGGAACACACUGAGGGUUUUAGCACAUUUUAAUUUACUUUCCCUUACAUUUCCAUUAUAAUUCAUUUCAUCUGGCACAACAUUAAAGUUACUAAAGUUACUAUGCUACUAAAGUAUGAAAGUUACAUUGCUUGUUAUUUUCUAAGUGUAGGACAUCUUUUCAGAUGCAGUGCAGGAUGUGCUACGUUUUCCGUAUAAGCUUUUUUAGGUGUCUAAUUUACUUCCUCUGUUGAGUCAACAUUAAGACAAGAUUGGAGCUGAGCAGGAAGUGAAAUUGUGACUGUAAUUAUUGCACAAGCUUAGCAGCUCUUUGCCUCGUGCUUUUUAUGUUUCAGAUUUAUAUGUUUACAAUGAAUUUUUAGAACUAUUUAAUUAUAAAUGAGUGUGUAUUUUACCUGCAUAAAUGUUUAGAAAAUGAUUGUUUGAAAUAAUUAUAAAUAAAACCACCCUUUUGUUCUAUUCUAUGGGGAGUUUUUGGUUU